GUAAGCGCGACGCUGGGCAACAAAAGACGCGUCGGUUGCCACGCGCUACCAUGUGACGACGCUAAGCGCUGCAGCCCUACGAAGCUACCAAAUAGCUCUCCACUCUUUGCCGCAUCUUCGCUGAACCACCGCGCAUGGGGCCUUCACUCUGCCUCACCACCCAACAAAUCUCUUACUGCCAAAAUGCCACCCGCCGGUGAGCCGAGAAAGCCGGACAUCUCCGCUGCAGCAAAGGAGCGCAACGAGUAUAUUCCUUCCUUCAUUUCGAAGAAGCCAUUCUAUGCAAUCGAUGAGAAUGGCAACGACAAUGGCGACGAUUACCUCGAGCAUCAACGUCUGCAGAAGCAGGAGAAGGACUCAACAUGGUACGAUCGAGGAAGAAAGCUUGGGCCGGCGGCGACCAAGUAUCGCAAAGGUGCGUGUGAGAACUGCGGAGCGAUGACCCACAAGAAGAAGGAUUGUCUUAGCAGGCCGCGCAAGGCAGGCGCAAAGUUUACGGGCAAGCGCAUCGAAGCGGACGAAGUCAUUCAAGACGUGCAACAAAGCUGGGACGCCAAGCGAGAUCGGUGGAACGGGUACGAUGCGUCAGACUUCAACCAGGUCAUUGAAGAGUACAAUGAGUUGGAAGAGUUGCGCAAGAAGACCAAGAAGGCUGCGGAAGGCGACAAGUCCGAUGACGAGGAGGACGAAGGCGACAAGUACGAUGCAGAGACGGACAUGGGCAGGAAGCAGGCAACAUCUACAAGGAACCUCCGGUUACGUGAGGACACUGCAAAGUACUUACUGAACCUUGACCUCGACUCGGCGAAGUACGACCCUAAGACACGAUCGAUGGUGGACAGUGGCGCGACUUCGGACAAAGCAGCACAACUGGUGGCAGAAGAUGGGUUUAUGCGUGCAUCCGGUGAUGCUGCAGAGUUUGAGAGAGCACAACGCUAUGCCUGGGAGACACAAGAGCGAGGAGAUAAGAAUAAGCUCCAUCUGCAGGCGAACCCUACGUCUGGUGAAGUCAUGCGGAAGAAGCAGCUCCAGGAAGAGGAGGAGCAGAAGAAGGCUAAGGCCAAAGCUCUUGCUGAAAAGUACGGCACACAAGAGAAGUUCACCGACGAGUCAAUACGUAAGAUCGCAGUCACCGAGAACGAACGAUAUGUCGAGUACGACGAGCGAGGUGGUAUCAAGGGCGCACCAAAGAUCAAGGCCAAGUCGAAAUACGCAGAGGAUGUCUUUCCCGGAAAUCAUACAUCAGUCUGGGGCAGUUGGUGGGCAAACUUCCAAUGGGGUUUCGCAUGCUGUCAUUCCACGGUCAAGAACUCUUACUGUACUGGCGAGGCCGGCAAAGAGGCUUUCGAGAAAGCAGAAGCAAUGCGAACAGGCGCUGAUCUCGAGGAGGUUCCGAGGUCGAUUGCAUGGAAAGAGGAAGAAGCUCUCGAGGAGCACGUGCCUAAUGCCCCUGAGAGGGAUCAGAAGGCGAAGCAAGACUCGGCCAGUCGCAAGCGAACCAUAGCCGAGAUGACCAACGACGUGGACGAGGAGGAAAUGGAGGAGUACAGGCGGAAGCGCACAACGGCAGCAGACCCCAUGGCCGCAUACCUGACGGGGAACAUGGCCGAUGCAUUCCUGAUGAUCGAAUGCGUUGUCCUGCAGAGUGCAGUGCUGAUCGGUGUAAUGCAGCUAGGGUUCGAGGCUUCCGUCUUCCCCAUAUGCACUUCUCUCCCACCAUUACAGAUGCCAACUCACAAAGAAACCGAUUACACAUGCAGCCGCGCGUAUGCGUUGUAUAACGACAGCUCUGGACAGGCAGCGACGACCGUCAAGAUGGCGCUCUAUGGAUCCAGCAGGAAUGUUGACAUGGGAAAGCAAGAAUCAGAGCUCGCUAUCAACAUUCGUAAAGCAACCAGCAUCGAGGAGGUCUCACCGAAACGCAAGCAUGUUCGAGCAUGUAUCGUGUACACAUGGGACCACAAGAGCUCCGCCUCGUUCUGGCAGGGCAUGAAAGUGCAGCCAAUCCUCGCCGACGAGAUCCAGACAUUCAAAGCGCUUAUUACAGUACACAAGGUUCUCCAAGAAGGCCACCCAAUCGUGCUAAAGGAGGCGCAAUCCAACACUAGCUGGCUGGAGAGCUUGUCGCGGGGCUCCACAGACGGAGCAGGUGCAAGAGGAUAUGCGCCACUCAUUUCAGAGUACAUUUAUUAUCUCAUGGCCAAGCUUGCGUUCCACCGACAGCACCCGGAGUUUAACGGCACUUUUGAGUACGAGGAGUAUAUCAGCCUGAAGUCCAUCAACGACCCCAACGAGGGAUACGAAACCAUCUCAGAUCUCAUGACACUGCAGGAUCAGAUUGACGCAUUCCAGAAGCUCAUCUUCUCACACUUCCGAAGCGGCGCCAACAAUGAGUGCAGGAUAGCUGCGCUGGUGCCGUUGGUCCAGGAGAGCUAUGGUAUCUACAAGUUCAUCACCAGCAUGCUGCGUGCUAUGCAUACCACACUGGGUGAUGAUGAGGCGCUCUCCCCCCUUCGUGGCAGGUACGACGCCCAACACUACCGCCUCGUCAAGUUCUACUACGAAUGCUCGAAUCUCCGAUACCUGACAAGCUUGAUCACGGUGCCCAAGCUCCCUCAAGACCCGCCGAACCUCCUGUCCGAAGACGAAUCGGCACCUGCCCUGCCCGCGAGACCGAGGACAGAGAAGGUCCCAGAACCUGCUCCUGCACCGCGCGCACCAUCUGUCGACCCCGAGCCGAUCAACGAGUUCUGGAAAAAUGACCAGAAGAGACAGCAGGAGCAGUACGAGGCAGAACAGCUGAGGUUGCAGCAGCAAUGGGAGGAAGCACAGCGCCAACAGCAGCAAUUGCAACUGCAGGCGCAAAGAGACUUCGAGGAGCAGCAGAGACUACAGGCGGAGCAAGCCCGUCUUGCGCAGGAGCAGCUUAUGCGUGACCAGUACCAGCAGCAGACACAGGGCCGCCUUGCGGAGCUCGAGCGGGAGAACCUCAAUGCGCGCGCGCAAUAUGAGCGCGACCAGCUCAUGCUGCAGCAAUAUGACCAGAGGAUGAAGGCGCUUGAGGGCGAGAUUGCACAGAUGAACCAGAACUUCUCUUCGCAGAUGGGUUCUCGUGAUGAGCAGCUCCGAGCGCUACAAGAGCAACUAAACACAUGGCGAUCGAAGUACGAGUCGCUUGCGAAGCUUUACUCUCAGCUACGACACGAGCAUCUGCAGCUUUUGCAGAAGUUCAAGGCUGUCCAGCUCAAGGCCAACUCUGCACAAGAAGCCAUCGAUGCCCGCGAUAAGCUUCAACGAGAGCUCAAGACAAAGAACCUCGAGCUGGCAGACAUGAUUCGCGAGCGCGACCGCGCGAUGAUGGAGAAGGAUCGCAGCUCUGGUGGUCACCGCGACGAACUGGAGAGGCUCAAGCGCGAGCUGCGUGAAGCUCUGGACCGAGUCGACAACGCAGAGCGAGGCAAGGGCUCCGAGCUGUCUGCCAUGCUGUCGCGACACAACCGUGAGAUCGCGGAUCUGGAAGAAGCUUUGCGUAACAAGACACGCCAACUUGACCAGCUGCAGAUGAAGCACCGCGAAGGAGACUCGGAUCUGGAGCGUCUGCUGCGCGACAAGGAAGAGGAGCUGGAGAUUUUCCGUGCCGGCAUGGACCAGACAUUGCUCGAGCUGAAUGAGCUCAAGCUGAACGGUAAUGCCAACGAUGACGUUCUCGAUGGACACCUCGACACCAUUAUGCAGGACAGCCUACAGAAGAUCAACGACAUCAUCGACUCCGUUCUGCAGAGUGGUGUACAGCGUGUGGAUGAUGCUCUCUACGAGCUGGACUCCUCGAUGCAGGCUGGUAACCAGAACGCGACCGGUCCCUACGUGCUUUCACAGAUCGAGAAUGCAUCGACAAGUACCAUGGAGUUCUCGACUGCCUUCAACAACUUCAUUGCGGAUGGACACAACGCAAAACACACCGAAGUGAUCAACGCAGUCAACAACUUUGCCGGUUCAAUCGUGGACGUUCUCAUCAACACCAAGGGUCUGACAAGAUUUGCUUCAGACGAGAACAAGGCUGAUCAGCUCAUCAACGGAGCACGAGCCUCCGCGACCUCGACCAUCAGAUUCUUUCGCAACGUUCAGUCGGUACGGAUGUACGACCUCGAUGCUGAGCAGAAGAUCGAUGUGGUCAUCAACAACAGCUCCGAGGUCGUUCGCAACUUGCAGAGUUUGUCUAAGCUCGCGGACGCCUUCGCACCCAAGAGCAAGCUCAACACCAACGGAGACCUUGGCGAAGUUGUUGACGACGAGCUGACGAAGGCUGCGAAUGCUAUCCAGGCUGCUACUGACCGCCUCGCCAAGCUGAAGAACAAGCCGCGGGACCAGUACUCUACCUACGAGCUCAAGAUUCACGAUUCAAUCCUUGAUGCGGCCAUCGCAGUCACAAAUGCCAUCGCACAGCUCAUCAAGGCAGCCACAGCCUCACAGCAAGAAAUUGUCCGUGAGGGUCGCGGCAGCAUGUCCAAGACCCAGUUCUACAAGAAGCACAACCGCUGGACAGAAGGCCUCAUCAGCGCAGCCAAGGCCGUAGCUACCUCGACAAACAUGCUCAUCGAGACCGCUGAUGGUGUCAUCUCUGGCCGCAAUUCGCCCGAGCAGCUCAUCGUCGCGUCUAACGACGUCGCAGCUUCCACUGCUCAGCUUGUCGCUGCUAGUCGUGUGAAGGCCAGCUUCAUGAGCAAGACCCAGGACAGGCUCGAGACUGCGUCAAAGGCCGUCACUGCUGCUUGUCGUUCGCUUGUCAGGCAGGUGCAGGACAUUAUUGCCCAGAAGAACAGGGACGAUGGUGAGGUUGUGGAUUACACCAAGUUGAGUGAUCACGAGUUCAAGGUUAGGCAGAUGGAGCAGCAGGUCGAGAUUCUGCAGCUCGAAAACCAGCUCUCGCAAGCUCGCAUCAGGCUCGGCGAGAUGCGCAAGCUGUCGUACCUCGAAGAGUAAGCUCAUCAUAUCGAACGCUCAUACGUACGAGCUCAUAGUCAUCCUUUUCUUCGUAGAUAGUUUCUGUGUCAUUGUUCAUCAUCGUUUGGCGGAAGGUCAAGUGUCAGGGAAGAGAUGGAAGUCACUAGGGGUAUUUACAAGGCCUGAAGAAGCACAGGCAUGUUGUUUAUUGCCUACAUCAAUACCAUAUAGUUUAUCCCACCCUUC
Macroventuria anomochaeta is the source of this 5187-nucleotide messenger RNA. RefSeq names its product ANTH-domain-containing protein. The record is from RefSeq and is a predicted model, not a curated record. Bases 184 to 4980 code for a protein of 1598 amino acids. Lineage: Eukaryota; Fungi; Ascomycota; Dothideomycetes; Pleosporales; Didymellaceae. The transcript has 9 exons. Gene Ontology annotation, molecular function: clathrin-cargo adaptor activity; clathrin light chain binding; actin filament binding. Gene Ontology annotation, biological process: clathrin coat assembly; endocytosis; actin filament organization. Gene Ontology annotation, cellular component: clathrin-coated vesicle; actin cortical patch.